Messenger RNA from Amborella trichopoda, 2365 nucleotides. RefSeq lists its product as uncharacterized. The record is from RefSeq and is a predicted model, not a curated record. NCBI's taxonomy places the organism in Eukaryota, Viridiplantae, Streptophyta, Magnoliopsida, Amborellales, Amborellaceae.
AUGGUUCUACCUGAGGGAGUAAAUGAAUACUCUACUCCGGCACUAAUGGAAUAUCUUUUGGCCACAGAGAAAGGUUUUAGAAAAUAUAGGGUUUUAUGGUCAACGUUGGCAGAGACAUUGAAGAAUGAAGAGGAGAUUACCUCCCCGGAGUUGUCGAGUCCUUAUUGUGAUCUUGAAGAUCUGAAUGACAUUGGGGCGAAGGUGCACAAUGCACAUUAUUGCAAUGAUUUGAUAAAAAAUGAGUUGAAGAGUGACAAAGACCUUCCUCUUGCACAUGGAGAGACUGCAAAGUUUUGUAGACCUUUGGACUCACCUCUUAGGCGGGAUGAGGAUGGAUUUUGUGCUCAGAUGCCUUUCGGUACCAAGCCGAGAUGGAUUGCAGACAAUAUUCAAGGAAACGAAGACUUUGUGAGUCUUCAAAGGGGAACUCUUUGGGAUGAUUGCAAAAAUCCCUAUGUUGAUCGGGAUGCUAGUGAUGAGGGACUUCAACAUUGUCAUACUGGGCAUUCUAUUCUAGGAGUUUCAUGGGCACUAGCUGUGAAGGAGAACUCUCUAGAAAUUCAUAGAUUGGUGCAAAAAUUUCAAGGAUUCCACCUCUAUGAUGAAACUUCUGAUAAAUCUCAUUUCCGAGAAGUGAAUGGAUCCUCAUGGAUUAGAACUCCUGAUUUCUCUAAUAUUCCUAAAGCUUCGGGUGAAUUAGUUGACGAUGACUAUAAAAUCUUCCUUGAUAAUAUAAGAGAACAUGACCACUUAUAUUUUUUGGAACUAAAGACUCAAGAGGUUUCUAGGUCAAUAAUUGUGGUAUAUGAGAACCAAAACUUUUUGCCAAUGGAUGUCAAAAUUGGAGAACAACCUAUCAUUUCAAGAAGCACUAUUGAUAACAAGCACACUGAAAGGACCAUCUCAGAUAAGAGACAUUUCAUUCCUAGUACUAGGUGGAAAAGAAGACGAGUUGAUCAGAAAACCAGUGAAAUAGAUGAUAAAUCUUGUCUUUCUGGAUUCAACUUGAGAAAGAGACCUGGUUUGGUUGAUAAUGACUCCAAGGCUCCCUUGGGCAAGAUUAAAGAUAGAAGAGUAAAGCAGCUAGUUGGUAAAAAGAAUAUGGUGUUUGAUGAUGACUACCAAUCAUAUUUGGACAAGAAUUGGGAGACUAGUACCUUAGAAACUAUUUCAUGGCCUUUGGAGAAAAGUAAGACGGAUGACUCUAUAGUUGAUAAUGAGUAUAAGUUAUUCCUCGAUAAUGUAUUUGUAAGUGGUAGUUCUUGUUAUCUGAAAUUAAAGAAUGGUAGGGGUCGUAAGCCAACUGUGGUUAUGUAUGGAGAAGUUAUUGAGUCUCGACAGAAUACUGUUAAAGAGAAUCUCAUAAAAUUAAACGUAAAAAUGGAGAAAAGGGAUCCUAUAGUUGAGACAAAGCAACCAUGUAAGCGAACUAUGCUCUGGCAUGAUAAAAAAUACAUGUCUCCAAUGAGGAAAGCGAACGAUAUUUAUGCACAAUUACAGGAAACAAAGAAGAAAAGGAUUCCUAAAGUUAAGAACAAGACAGCCUUGGUUCCUUUAGAUCUUCCCCAAAGAAGGCCCUUAAAAUUGUUUCAUGAAAAUAAUAUGACAGCACCUUCAGGACCUUCUGUUGGCACUUCUUUUCCCCUUUUGGUCUCAAAGGCCGAUGAGGACAUUACGAAGGACCCAUAUGAUUCUCCUUCCUUCAAGGGGAAACUGAUGGUUGUACUCUCUGGGCAUUUUAACAUGGCCGAGCUUAAACAGUUAUUGUAUGAAGUAUCUAUUCGUAGACCAAUCGAGAGACAAAGAAAUGUACGCAAUGGAUCCAAAACCUAUAAAACAGAGCAAAUGGGUCUGUCUUAUCUAGACCACUACAAUGAUUUGAAGAAAAAGCUCAAGGCGUCAGUCAAUAAUUAUGAGAAGUUGCUCUUAUUGAGGGGGUUCUUCUUCUGGUUAAAGAAUCUCUGCCAUCGAGAUGCCUUUACACCCUGGAGGUAUCCUUCACUCUACAAGAAAGCCUGUUUUGGGCGCUGAGUAACUGUGGAAAACUUUUGUCAUAUAUUUGUGUCCUAAGGUUGUGGAUCAAAGUGAUAGAAACCAGCUUAGAUUGUGGAUCAGAAUGAUAAACACCAGCUUUCGAUGGCCUUGGAGCUGCAGCAACUGCUUGAGAGUCUUGUAUGUUUAUCUACUGGUGUGUGGCGAUAAAUAUUCAUGUAAUUUAAUGUUUAUAUUUUGGAUGGUAUAAAGUGAAUAUGUAUAUUUUGGAUGUUAUAUGUCUGGUUUUGUAUUAUAUUUAGUAUAUAUAUUUUGGAUGAUUUGGUGGAAAUUUGAGACCCCAUGUCCUAUAAAUCUAUACUGCUGUUGUAUA